AUGACCGUGCUGGAAGUCGCUGAAGCUGCCGGAAGCAACAGUCGAACGAUGCCAAUCAAGCCUCGGCCAUACUCUUGCUCGCUGUGCGACACCGCGUUCACGCGUGCGGCGCAUCUAAGACGCCACGAGAACUCCCGUAGGAUCACCAGCGAUACCCGUUUGCUAUCUCACACUCAUGAUCUCGACAGAUACGUCGGAGAAGAAGUUCUGUUGUCCCACAUGCUCGGUGGUGUCCACACGAAAAGACGUGAUCGUGCGGCAUCGCCUGCGCAACAACCGGACUCGGGAGGCGGAAUAGACGUGCCCCCGCCACUGCAGCGCGUGCCGGCUCUGUCCGAAAAUGGUGGCAGUCCCGAGGAGGGGGCAUCCCAACGAACACCAUCCGUGCCACCCAUGUACUUCCCAGCUUCAGAGACCCUGAGCCAGGUAGCCCCCGAGAACAUGAACUUCCUGCACUCCAGCCUCACCCCAUUCGAAGGUUGGAGCAUCCCGGAUGUUGUUAUGGCAGACGGAACGGCUAACAGCAAGGAACUGCCCGACCACUCCGCUAGAAGUGCGUCGCAAGGCCAAGUACUCAGUGUUGGCGAUCCCGUCUUGGAGCUACGGGAUCAGGGGUCUGCGGUCGCUGCCAUCCCGGGCUUUGAUGAAUACUUCCUGAACCACUUCAGUCAGAAGUCUCCGCCAUAUCGAUUCAGCGACCAGGGCUACGAGCAGGCUCGGGCCAACCUCAUCCUCUUCGCCAAGGGCAAAGACACUGCGCAACCAUGGUUUCCAUCAAAAUACGUGGUCAUCCGCUUCGUAAAGGCUUUUUUCCAGCAUAUGACACCACAUCUCCCCAUCAUACACGAGCCGACCUUCGAUAUCACCGUCGCCCCACCGCCGUUGCUCUAUCAAGUCAUGGCGUUUGGCGCUUUGUAUCUGACCGAAAAUGACAUUGCUUUUAAGCUGCACACAAUUGGCACAAAGCUGAUUAUCGAAAACCAACAAGAGGCCCUCUUUAGCAUCAAUGAGAGCCCCUUCGCGCUCUGGACCUUCCAGUCAUUCAUACUCAUCAACGUCUUCAAAGCCUACACCGCUGCUUCGCUUACGGAUUCUCAAGCGCUAAGAAUUUUCUCCUUUACGAUUCAGCUCGCGCGUCAAUCCUUGCCAGAGGUACAGAAGCCCCGCUCUAUGAUAUACAAGGAAUGGGUAUAUGAAGAGUCAGUCAGCAGGUGCCUGGCUUGGUGUGUUGUUCUUGCAGCCAUGUUUGGUUCUCAGACUCGAGAGCAAUUCUUCUCCUUUCCUCUAUCGGAAAAAGGCUUCCCUCUACCAUCCCACCACGGCGAAUGGCAGCUAGAUGAAGCCCAAUGGCUCGGGCUUGCCACUCAGCCGCUGGACCAUCUGGAAACAUUCACAGGCAUACUUUCCGGGCAGCGACGGGCCGAUGAUAUUAGCACAUUCGGACUCCUGGCACUCACAGCGUCUCUGGUUUGUCGGAUCUGCUCGUUCGAAAGGAGUUUUACAUUGGAGCACCCAUUCCUUUACAGGGCCUUCGCAGCACAAAUGGACCAACCACUGGAGAUUUUGAACGACAUGUGGAGUUGGCAGGCAAGGCCCCUAGAGGAAUGGGGUUCGACGCGGGAUCCGUUGGCGCAGUGCACGAAUGCUCUACUGAGUCUGGCAUUCCUUCAUCUCUAUGGAAGCCAGCCACUUGACCGCAUGAAGAAGAUUCUUAUAGACCCGAGUUCUUACACCGACGUCGCCUCCUUGUUCGACUUUAUGUCUGACCAACCGCAUGCCCCAGUCGGUUUGCAUAAAGCCCUUGUACGAGCAGCUGAGGACUUCAGACACGAUUGUCGGAUAGGCAUAGGAUACCUUCAGAAAGUUGCUCCUCACAGGUUUUCCCCCCUUUCGGCCAGCUCCAUGUGUGAGACAGCACUACUAUUGACCUGGUAUCAAGCCUCCAAAACUUCCGGACAAGCUUAUGUAGAAUACUGGCAUGACAUUGAGGUCUGCCUCACCGAAGCUGCAGUAGAGCUUUGCGGGUCUGACGUCUCCGAAAAGCCGCUCGAGCUGUCCUCGUCUCUCGAUACAUAUGCAAAGAUGCUUGACAAAAAUACCGUCUGGCAGUGGCCCGUCACCCUAGCUCGUCUCAUGAGCAGUGCUGCGGAUCAAAUAAGGAAGGUUGGUCAGUAG
Messenger RNA from Exophiala aquamarina CBS 119918, 2175 nucleotides. RefSeq lists its product as uncharacterized. The record is from RefSeq and is a predicted model, not a curated record. Bases 1 to 2175 code for a protein of 724 amino acids. The transcript has 8 exons. Gene Ontology annotation, biological process: regulation of transcription by RNA polymerase II; DNA-templated transcription. Lineage: Eukaryota; Fungi; Ascomycota; Eurotiomycetes; Chaetothyriales; Herpotrichiellaceae. Gene Ontology annotation, molecular function: zinc ion binding; DNA-binding transcription factor activity, RNA polymerase II-specific; RNA polymerase II cis-regulatory region sequence-specific DNA binding. Gene Ontology annotation, cellular component: chromatin.